Messenger RNA from Rosa rugosa (rugosa rose), 1021 nucleotides. RefSeq names its product CASP-like protein 4B1. Lineage: Eukaryota; Viridiplantae; Streptophyta; Magnoliopsida; Rosales; Rosaceae. Bases 127 to 765 code for a protein of 212 amino acids. The transcript is spliced from 3 exons. The record is from RefSeq and is a predicted model, not a curated record.
GCCAACAGAACUCGCUGACUUGUCAUUUCGGUUUCGCACUCUCAUCAAAAGCCAGUCAAUUCCCCAAAUCCCAUCCUCAUAUUUUCCUCACGAAUCAAUCCGCACUCGUUUUCGAAUCCUUUUCUGAUGACGACGAAUCAAGACGACGCAUCGCAGAAUCAUGACCAGCAACAACAAAAACAAUCCCCGCCGGUUGUCCCCACGGCUCCACCGGCUGCUUCUGCUGACGUGGAGAGCCAGACGGAGCCGGCACCGGCCCAGGCCCGGGCGGCUGGGAGCGGGUUUGGGGUGGCAGGGAUCAUACGGCGGUGGAAGAGAGAUGACUUGUUGAGGAAAGGCUCUCUGGCAUUGAGAGGACUGUCCUUGGUCUUCUCUUUGCUGGCUUUCAUCAUCAUGGCCAGUAACAAACACGGCGAUUGGAAAGACUUCGAUAAAUAUGAAGAAUACAGGUAUUUGUUGGGAAUAGCGAUAUUGGCGACGUUGUACACCGGCGCACAAGCUUUCAAAAAUGCCACCGGGAAAGAGAUGUUUCAGCGCCGGACGUCGGCGUUGGCCGACUUCAUCGGAGAUCAGAUUAUGGCAUACCUUCUGAUAUCAUCAUCAUCUUCGGCGAUUCCGUUAACAAAUAGGAUGAGGGAAUCACAAGACAACAUCUUUACAGACGCCUCUGCAUCUGCCAUUAGUAUGGCUUUUCUCGCUUUCGUUUCCCUUGCACUCUUGGCCCUCAUUUCCGGACACAAGUUAUCUUCUCAGUCUUACAUCUGAUACAAUAACAGACUUCAUUUCUUCCAUCUCAAAAUUUUCUUCUUUUUUCUUCUUGUGAAUGUAUUCAUGUAAAUUUACUUGGCAAACGGAGUACUUUAGUGUUCACAUUCGUUUAUGUAAUUCUUCAAUUGGUUUGGGGUGAUCUCAGGCAUUACGCCAUUGUGCAUAAUAUGAUGAGAUAUGAUGUACAUCUUAUUUUACACAUGAAUACAUACUUUUCUUCUGUUCAAUAAACAAAGUCUUGCCUUUCUUUUCA